Molecule: messenger RNA, 994 nt
Organism: Cynara cardunculus var. scolymus (artichoke)
Lineage: Eukaryota; Viridiplantae; Streptophyta; Magnoliopsida; Asterales; Asteraceae
Product: ATP-dependent Clp protease adapter protein CLPS1, chloroplastic-like
Exons: 4
Coding region: 55-588 (177 amino acids)
Biological process (GO): proteolysis; protein catabolic process
Source: RefSeq, a predicted model, not a curated record
AUCUCAUCUAGAUUUUCUUUUCGAUUUCCCUGGCGCUGUAAUCAGACGAAAUCUAUGGCGCUACUGAAUACGUCUUCGACUUUCCUUCUAACAACCGACAUACAUCCCUCACGAACUCCAAUAUCUCCUACUGUUUCCUUUACGAUUAGAGCGUCUUCUUCUUCGGUUUCGAUUUCAAAUUCAAAUGGCUCCUCCAAAGCUAUGUUUGGAUCUUCAACUUCAAGGGGAGGAGCUGGCGUGUUAGAACGGCCUUCUUUUGAUCAAUCUCAGUUCGACCCUGCUACACAAGUUCAAGAAGGUGGAGAUAUUGGCCGGGUGAGAGACAAGAAACACACUGGUAGUGGAGACAGUUACCGAGUGCUUUUGAUUGAUGAUGCCCGUCAUACUGAGGAGCUAGUUGUAAAAGCAUUGCCUCAGGCUGUUCCAGCUGUUACAGCCGAUGAUGCAAGAAGACUCUUCCAAGUCUCACAAGAAAAUGGUGUGGCAGUUGUUGUGGUCGCAGUCAAGGAACACGCGGAGUUUUAUGCCCAGAUGAUGAUGCGCAAAGGACUGCGAUCAACGAUAGAGCCAGAUUCGGCUACCGUAUGAUAUUCAUAUAUGACUACCAUUUGAGGUUUAGACUCAUUGCUCAGAAUAUGAUGGAGCAGCAUUUUAUGGGAAAUCUCGAAAACCAGUUUUGAUCGAGCGAGUAGAAGUAGUAUCUCGACAAACAAUAUAGUAGAUGUGUAGAACUUGUAUUCUUUCCUCGGUCGUUCUGCAUAUUAACCGAGUCUUUGUGAUGAAACACAAGUAGCGAAUGUAGAGUGGAUUGAACAAAUAGAUUCAUGUCAUAAGAGUGCUGUGAUUUUGGUAAUGGUGCAUAUUGGGUUGAUCUUGAGGAUGAGGAGCACCCAAAUGUGACCAUCAUAGACGUGUAUAUGUUACCCUUGGCUUACUGGGCACAAUGCAUCUCGGAUAGAUCAUGAGAAAACCAAUGCGAACGACAAUUUCAGCA